CCGCAACCCGAGAACCAUAAUAAAAGGGCACUUCAAUGCCCACUUCUUUCUAACCAAGAAACGAGGCAGGAACCUGAACCUCAGUUUUUGCCUCUCUCAAGAACACAAACGUUCACCGCUAUUUUCAGUUGUGUCGUGAUCUAUUAUUGCUGAGGAGAGAGACCAUUAAGGGAGGAAUCUGCUGGCAUCCAGAAAUUUUACUUCUAUCUCACCUUAAUGUCGGCAACUUGUUUAUUUGAUUUCUCCUAGAACUUUUCCGUUUAUUUUAUCUUAAAGCCAAACGCUGGUUGAGCUUUACCUGGGUUUUUAAUGGCGAGUUUUGUCAUAUCUGAAUGUGGUUUAAAGCCUUAUCCUCAUAUCUACGCUAGAACCGCCACUGGAGUUGUCUCAAGGAACUCUUCAAAGCCCAGCUUUUUGCAUACAAACAAGAAUUUUUCAGAUCUAAAACCAACAAAUCUAACCAAACUCUCAACUGGGGUUCUUAGAGACAGGAACUGGGGCCUAAAAGUGAGUGCUCCAUUGAAAGUUGCAUCCGUAGGAGGUGAGGAAAGAGAAGAGAGACUCCAUGGUGUUAACGGGUUUGGAGAAAAAGAAGAAGAGGCAGGAUUCGAUCCUGGGGCGCCCCCACCGUUUAAAUUAGCUGAUAUAAGAGCUGCCAUACCGAAGCAUUGUUGGGUAAAGGAUCCAUGGAAAUCUAUGAGCUACGUGGUGAGGGAUGUUGUUGUGGUUUUUGGCCUGGCUGCUGCUGCUGCUUAUCUUAACAACUGGCUUGUUUGGCCUCUUUACUGGGCUGCUGAGGGGACCAUGUUUUGGGCUCUUUUUGUUCUUGGUCAUGAUUGCGGCCAUGGGAGUUUUUCAAACAAUGCGAAGUUAAACAGUGUAGUGGGCCAUCUCUUGCAUUCUUCCAUUCUUGUGCCUUACCAUGGAUGGAGAAUUAGCCAUAGGACUCAUCAUCAAAACCAUGGGCAUGUUGAGAAUGAUGAAUCAUGGCAGCCGUUGUCUGAGAAGAUAUACAGAAGUUUGGAUAACGUAACACGAACAUUGCGGUUCAUGUUUCCUUUUCCCAUGCUUGCAUAUCCUUUCUACCUUUGGAACAGAAGUCCAGGGAAGACUGGUUCUCACUUUGACCCUAACAGUGAUUUGUUUGUUCCAAGUGAGAGAAAAGAUGUGAUUACUUCCACCUUAUGUUGGACAGCCAUGGCUGCUACUCUUGUUGGUUUGGGCUUCACAAUGGGUCCUAUGCAAUUGCUUAAACUAUAUGGCGUCCCAUACUGGAUAUUUGUGAUGUGGCUCGAUUUCGUUACAUACUUGCAUCACCAUGGUCAUGAAGAGAAGCUUCCUUGGUACCGUGGGAAGGAAUGGAGUUACUUGAGGGGAGGGCUUACAACACUUGACCGCGACUAUGGAUGGAUCAAUAACAUCCACCACGAUAUUGGAACCCAUGUCAUACACCAUCUCUUUCCUCAGAUCCCGCACUACCACUUAGUAGAGGCUACUGAGGCGGCUAAGCCAGUUCUUGGAAAAUACUAUCGGAAGCCAGAACAAUCAGGUCCUCUACCUUCUCACCUGAUUGGAAGUUUGAUAAGAAGCUUGAAGAAAGAUCACUAUGUUAGCGAUACUGGAGAUGUUGUCUACUACCAAGCUGACCCAGAGCUUAGAAACCCUUUUAAGUCUUAAGUCAGCUUGAUGCUUCAUAAAAUUCCUCAACAAGAAUAUGGGGUGAGUUGAAGCUCUUCGCUUGGAACCUAAUUACUUAACCUUAAGAGAUCUAAGCAUUGUUUUUGUAUUGCCAUGGUAGGGCCAUAAUCAAAAUUCAUAUAAAAUCGUUUGGGGGAGGGUGGGAGCCAUAUAAGUUAGGUUAUUUUUCUAUAUUGGCAUUCUACUAGUAAAGGAAAAUGUAUAUUCAUUCUUUUACAAGAGAAAUAGCAAUUGCUCAAUUGAAUCCCAUAGAAAAGGAAAUGAAAGAAAGGAGUUCAGAACUGAACGAGUUCUUUCUUACCUUUCUACUGUUUUUAUUCUUUA
Messenger RNA from Durio zibethinus, 2022 nucleotides. RefSeq names its product omega-3 fatty acid desaturase, chloroplastic-like. The record is from RefSeq and is a predicted model, not a curated record. Gene Ontology annotation, biological process: lipid metabolic process. Gene Ontology annotation, molecular function: oxidoreductase activity, acting on paired donors, with oxidation of a pair of donors resulting in the reduction of molecular oxygen to two molecules of water. NCBI's taxonomy places the organism in Eukaryota, Viridiplantae, Streptophyta, Magnoliopsida, Malvales, Malvaceae.